This is a messenger RNA of Ilex paraguariensis (yerba mate), 2568 nucleotides long. Lineage: Eukaryota; Viridiplantae; Streptophyta; Magnoliopsida; Aquifoliales; Aquifoliaceae. The record is from the annotation of a GenBank genome assembly.
AUGGCAGCAGACUUUACAGGCAGAAGAAAUUCCAAUACCCAACUCUUAGAAGAACUCGAAACGCUGAGCCAGUCCCUCUACCAGUCCCACACUUCGUCCACUCGAAGAACUGCCUCCCUUGCUCUCCCUCGAAGUGCAGUCCCUCCCAUCACACCUGCCGAAGAUAUUGACACGACUAUAAAUGAGGAAAAGCUCAAUUCCAGACCCCGGUCAAGGCGCAUGUCCUUGUCCCCUUGGCGCUCUAGACCAAAGCUCAAUGAAGAAAAUGAACAGAAAGAACAGACUAAGGUUCCAAGUCAGAAAGAGAUCAAGAAGUUCGAUGACAGGGCUGCUUCUUCAGAGAAAAAAGGACUUUGGAAUUGGAAGCCAAUUCGAGCCCUGUCCCAUAUUGGCAAGCAGAAGCUGAGCUGUUUGUUCUCUAUUGAAGUUGUCACCGUUCAAGGGCUUCCAACUUCCAUGAAUGGGCUACGACUUUCUGUUUGUGUCAGAAAGAAAGAAACCAAGGAUGGAGCAGUUCAGACGAUGCCAUCGAGGGUUUUGCAGGGAGCUGCUGAUUUUGAAGAGACCCUAUUUCUCAGGUGCCAUGUUUACUGCAUCCCUGGCAGUGGAACGCAGCUGAAAUUUGAGCCACGUCCUUUUUGGAUUUAUGUAUUAGCAGUUGAUGCGGAAGAACUUUAUUUUGGAAGAAGUUCUGUGGAUUUAAGUCUUCUAAUUCAGGAAUCUAUAGAGAAGAGCUUUGAAGGUACACGGAUUCGGCAGUGGGACACAAGUUUCAACCUAUCAGGAAAGGCCAAGGGCGGAGAACUUGUUCUGAAAUUGGGAUUUCAGAUUAUGGAGAAAGAUGGAGGGAUUGGAAUCUAUAGUCAGGCUGAGGGACAGACGUCUGGAAAAGGUCGAAAUUUAUCUUCUUUUGCACGCAGACAAUCAAAAUCAUCCUUCAGUGUCCCUAGUCCAAGAAUGUCUAGCCGAGCAGAAGCUUGGACUCCUUCACAGCCAGGAGCAACAACAGACUUUCAAGGAAUGGAUGACCUGAACCUUGAUGAACCAGCCCCCGCGCCUCUAUCCUCUGUCCAGAGCUCUGUGGAACCAGAAUCAAAGGCAGAGGAUCUGGAUAUCCCCGAAUUUGAAGUUGUUGAUAAAGGCAUAGAGAUCCAGGACAGAGGAGAAGAGGAGGAAGAACAAUCCGAAGAAAACUCUGACAAAAGAUCAGUCUCAAGUGAGGUUGUUCAUGAUCAAGUCCAUCGGACAAGAUUGACAGAGCUUGAUUUGAUAGCUCAGCAGAUAAAAGCUCUUGAAUCUAUGAUGAGAGAGGAGAAAUUAGUCAAGACAGAUGAAGAAAAUGAAUCACAAAGACUAGAUGCAGAGGAAGAAACAGUAACACUGGAAUUUCUUCAGAUGUUAGAGGAUGAAGAAACUCAAGAAGUGAAAAUGGAUCAAUAUGAUAUUCCCCCUUUAAAGCUGCAGGGAGCUGCUUCUGAAGAUGCUGAAGCCAUGGUUUUUCUCCCAGAUCUUGGAAAGGGCUUGGGAUGUGUUGUUCAGACGAGGAAUGGAGGCUGUUUAGCAGCCAUGAAUCCUCUAGAUAUCGCAAUGGCAAGGAAAGACACUCCGAAACUUGCUAUGCAGAUAUCCAAGCCAUUGGUCCUUCCAUCAAACAAAACAGCGAACGGAAUUGAGUUAUUUCAGAUGAUGGCAGCUAUUGGGAUAGAAGAGCUUAGCUCUGAAAUUUUAUCUUUGAUGCCCAUGGAUGAACUCAUGGGUAAAACAGCAGAGCAGAUAGCUUUCGAAGGCAUUGCAUCAGCAAUAAUCCAGGGGAGGAACAAAGAAGGUGCUAGCUCAAGCGCUGCUCGGACCAUAGCUACCGUUAAAUCCAUGGCCACUGCAAUGAGUACUGGCAGGAAAGAGAGAAUUUCAACAGGCAUUUGGAAUGUAAGUGAAGACCCAUUGACAGCGGAAGAGAUUUUGGCAUUUUCUAUGCAGAAAAUUGAGGCCAUGGCAAUUGAAGCUCUAAAAAUCCAGGCAGAAAUGGCUGAUGAAGAAGCCCCAUUUGAUGUUUCCCCACUCAAUGAUAAGAUAAUCACAGGUGGUGGGAAAGAAAAAAUUCACCCACUGGCAUCCGCCAUUCCACUGGAGGAUUGGAUUAAAGAUAGUGUUGCUACGUCACUUACUGAAGCUGACUCCGCAACCAUCACAAUGUUAGUGGUUGUCCAGUUAAGGGAUCCUGUAAGGCGAUAUGAAGCAGUUGGAGGCCCUCUGAUAGUGUCAAUUAAUGCAACAAGCGUAAACGUCAAACCUGGUAAGUACAAUGAAGAAAGGAGGUUCAAAGUGGCAAAUUUGCAUGUUGGAGGUUUGAAAGUGAGGACCGGCGAAAGGAAGAAUAUGUGGGAUACUGAGAAGCAGAGGCUAACAGCAAUGCAGUGGCUGGUGGCAUAUGGACUGGGAAAGGCAGUGAAAAAAGGAAAGCAAGUGAUGUCAAAGGGGCAGGAUUUGUUAUGGAGCAUCUCAUCACGUGUAAUGGCUGAUAUGUGGCUCAAAUCCAUGAGGAAUCCUGAUGUCAAAUUCACCAAGUAA